Molecule: messenger RNA, 1335 nt
Organism: Drosophila melanogaster (fruit fly)
Lineage: Eukaryota; Metazoa; Arthropoda; Insecta; Diptera; Drosophilidae
Exons: 2
Coding region: 4-1221 (405 amino acids)
Source: RefSeq, marked reviewed
GUCAUGGCAGCUUGGCUCACAGCUGAAUACCUGGAAGCGGCACUGCGUCGGUAUUACCAGAACAACGAACUUCGAGUGGAAUCGAUGGUUAUAAAUCCCGCUUUAGGGAAAGGAGAAAACUAUGGUGCUAUCCUAACACGCAUACACCUUGUGUACAGCAGCAUAGUCGAGGAACAUCUGAUUGCCAAGACUGUUCUAGAGUAUGAAGACGCGGAGACGAAAAUGAAGAAAGCCCCAUAUGAUAUUUACAAUCGGGAACUGGAGAUUUACGAGCAAGUGUUACCAAAAUUGCAGGAACUAGCCGGCGAGCAACUAUGUCCUAAAAUACUACACAUCGAUCGUCAAAGAGGAGCACUCAUAAUGGAAGAUCUGAGCUACAAGGGAUUUGUGAUGGCCCCGAGACUUCAGAGAUUGGAUGAGCAGCAUGUGAGUUUGGUUCUUAGGAAGUUGGCCAAAAUGCAGGCAGCAUCAGCGGUUUUGGAGAACAAUCUUUUGGAAAAUAACUUCUCUCUCACUGAAUACGAUAAAGGCUUCUUCAAUAGGUAUACAGAAAGCUUUAGUGCCUACUUUCUGGGCUGCCUCAAGUCCUGUGCCAAUUACCUUAAAACUCAGGCGGGUUAUGAACACCACGCAAAACUAUUAGACGAACUGGCUCCCUAUUAUAUGGGACUAGGACUCCGCUGUUUUAAGCAAGAGCAAACGCACAUUAAUGUCCUUACCCACGGCGACUUGUGGACAAACAACAUGAUGUUCAAAUACGAGGCGGGCGUGCCGAGCGAUGUCCUUCUGAUUGACUUUCAGUACGCCUUCUGGGGUUCGCCCACCCUGGACAUCCAUCAUCUGCUCAACACGUCGGCUGUGGAGCAAGUGCGGAGUGAGCUGCAAAUGAAGAUGAGAGGUGUCUAUCACGAUGUCUUCGUGGGGGAGCUGCAGAGACUUGGCUUCAAAGGUCAAAGGUUGCCCAGUCGAAAGCAGUUUCACCUGGAGUCAGAGCAAAAACGAUUUUACGCCGUUCAUUGUGGCCUGCUGCUGCUACCUGUGCUGCUAAACACCGAUGAAACUGAUGCGGAUUUCGCCGCCCUACUUUCGGAUCAGCCGCGUGGAAUGGAUAUGAAAAGGCGGCUGUAUCUCAACCCUGGCAUCCAGGACUCUAUUAAGCAAAUGGUGAAGCAUUUCGAGCUGGAAGGGCUCCUGGAUCCGUGGCAAUACGAAGGCCUCUGAAGCUGGUGGAAGCGGAUUUUCCGCUUUUUUCAUAAACUCCCCCAUUAGACAUUUCAAUUAGACGAGCUAAUAAACAUAAAACAUGGCAGCCACAGCCGCAGGCAUUUUAAAGCC